AAUGUUAUAUACUAGUAUAAUAAUAUGAAUUGGUUCCGGUUAGUUGUUAAUUAUGUAAGCUAUGAUGACACCUUAGCUUGGAGAGAACUCUCACCAUUGCUGUAUCUCUCAAUCAACAAUAGUUGGAGGUUGAGCAUGUUGAUGUUGUGCUGCAUUUUUCAAUAACAUUAAGUGAGUGAGUGAGUAUGCAAGCUAAGCUUGAGAAACAUUAGAAAGAUUAGUUUAUUUGAGAAGAGAACAAAUUAAAUUAGUGCUUAACAUAGAAUUUGUAGUACUCUGUAUAGUAAUGAGAUGAAGAGCCUUCUUAUUCAAUUUGAGAUACUUCAUAGAUAUAAUCCUUGGAGAGAUAGAUAGAUUGAUAUAAUUUUUUAUGGUAAUAUUACCUCACAUAUAUAAUUGACAGCUAACAGUUUUUUUUUUUUUUUUUUUCUUUUUUUCUUUUGAAGAUGUCUAUAAUGGAAUCUGCCCUUAUUGUGAAGCUGUGUGUGACGAGACCAUAACCAUGUUAUCCCUGUGGCAUUCAAAGCUGCAUCUGAUGGAUGGAUUUGAGGAAUUUUGUCCGGAUAUUAUAGACAUAAAACAUACUGAUAGUCGAAGUGGUUUCAUAGUUGAUCCAUCAGCAGACUCUUUGGCUUUGGCUUUGUCUAAUCUGCUGGAUAGCCGUAGUAUCAAGAUAGAUGGCCUGGGCUUGGAGUACAUAGUGUCAGAGCAGGGAUUAGCAGUUGAGUUCACUGAUGAUGAAGCAAAGAAAUUAGAGACUGAGUUCAAGAUCACAAGAGACAGCAUGAAUAGAGUAGUUGCAAUUCAAAUUCAGCAUAUUGGACAUCAUAUUCCAUCUAUGAAAGAUUAGAUCGAGAGCUACACUGUACCAGCAGUGGGUCAAAACCAGAAAUCAGGUUUAGCACACCUUAGGAGUUCAGUCUGCCAUGAAUAAUUCGUCUUCUUAGUCUGAGACUAUACGAUCAGAGAAAUUGGAUAUGAAUAUAGUUUCUGUGUGAAUACUUGAACUGCUACUUUCCUCUAUGAUCGGCAUUCUCUCUCUACGAUAUUACAUUUCUUUCUUAGUAAAUAGUAAUGACAUUGAAUAGUUAUUACAAACAAUUACCUCAUUUGACAGUGUAUAUAUAACAAGUUUCUCUCAGAAAAGUACCUUACAUUGUUGCUUGUUAUUUUUGCUGUUGUUACACUCU
Messenger RNA from Chenopodium quinoa (quinoa), 1190 nucleotides. RefSeq lists its product as uncharacterized. Bases 503 to 850 code for a protein of 115 amino acids. The record is from RefSeq and is a predicted model, not a curated record. NCBI's taxonomy places the organism in Eukaryota, Viridiplantae, Streptophyta, Magnoliopsida, Caryophyllales, Amaranthaceae. The transcript is spliced from 2 exons.